Molecule: messenger RNA, 2058 nt
Organism: Amborella trichopoda
Lineage: Eukaryota; Viridiplantae; Streptophyta; Magnoliopsida; Amborellales; Amborellaceae
Gene: SGR5
Product: C2H2-like zinc finger protein
Cellular component (GO): nucleus
Molecular function (GO): DNA-binding transcription factor activity
Source: RefSeq, a predicted model, not a curated record
UCUUUCUUUCUCUAAAAAUUGCCUUUUGUUGCCUUUGGGUGAAAGCUGAGAAAGCCGGGUGCCGAAAGCCGAGUGCCGGAAGCUUUAAUCUCAGCACUGCCAGACAAAUUUUUUUUUGAGAAUUAUUAAAAGGGGGUCGAGGUUAGGCUUUGAGAGAGAGAGAGAAAGAGAGAGAGAGAGAGGGGAUAAGAGUUCAGUGAUUCCAGAUGCUUUGUGGGUGCGCUCUCUUUCAGGAGUGGAGCUUCAGGAGGUCAGGGGCUUGGUCUUUCUGAGAUAUUCUUUAGAGAGAUAGAGAGAAAGGGUUUGGCUUUUUCUAUUUUUGCAGAGAAAAAGGUCCUUGGUGUUGGAUUUUGUAGUGAUAAUUUGGAAAGAGAGGGGCUUUGUCUUUGCCCUUUUGUUGCAGGUGAGAAGGUACAUGAAUAUGGUUUUGCUGUCAAGAAUUUGAGAUUGAAAGAAAAAGAAUUAGACAGAGGGAGAGAGAGAGAUAGAAAGAUAGAGAGAGAAAGGGAGGAUCUCAACACUUUCUCAUCCAUGUUUGGCCCUCCAUCUCCUGGUUCGACGCCAUCGUUGGGCAACUGUUCGACGAGCAUAGAGCAUGGAAUUAUUGCCUCUCCCUUUCCUCCCAUUUCUUCAUCCUUCCCAUCAUGCUUAGACAAUGGGGGUAGCAAGAGAAAGAGAAGGCCAGCUGGAACCCCAGAUCCGGAUGCGGAAGUGGUGUCUCUCUCUCCAAGAACCCUCUUGGAAUCCGACCGCUACGUGUGCGAGAUUUGCAACCAAGGAUUCCAGCGCGACCAAAACCUGCAAAUGCACCGCCGCCGCCACAAAGUCCCAUGGAAACUCUUGAAGAGAGACAAUUCCGAGGUAAAAAAGCGGGUCUUUGUUUGCCCCGAGCCAAGCUGCUUGCACCACGACCCGUGCCACGCCCUUGGCGAUUUAGUGGGGAUAAAGAAGCAUUUCAGGAGGAAGCACAGUAACCAUAAGCAAUGGACCUGUGAUAAGUGCUCCAAGGGCUAUGCGGUUCAGUCUGAUUACAAGGCCCAUCUCAAGACCUGUGGGACUAGGGGCCACUCAUGUGAUUGUGGGCGCGUCUUCUCCAGGGUGGAGAGUUUCAUCGAACACCAAGACACUUGUAACGCGGGAAGAGAGAGACAAGACUUUCAAACGACCCAACAAGUUUCUCUCUCUAGGACAGUUUCAAGUCCGUGCAAUUCUAGUGAGAGAAACAUGGGCUCUUGGGCAACCCUAAAGAUGUUAGGGCUCAGCCCUAGUUUCCAGCUUCCAAAUGAUUAUCACCAUAACCUAGAGCUUCAACUUCUUCCCUCACCCAACAACCAAAUUCAGAGAACCCCACAAAGAAACCAGGAUCAAAAGGCUGCUUCAGCUCCAACAACCAAUUCAAACCCUAAUUUCAUUGAAUCAGAGGCCACGAGAUUGCAGUUAUCAAUCGGAAACACAGGGAAUUUCACCAGCAUUCGAAAUUCCAGUGAUUGUGAGAGCACCCAAUUCGCUGGAAAUACAAUCAGUGAUCGAAAUUCCAGUGAUUUUCUGAGGCUGGCUAUGGAAGAGCGAAGGCAAGCUGAACAAGCGAGACAAGAAGCGAAGAGAGAGAUGGAAUUAGCAGAGAGAGAAUUUGCUAAUGCAAAGAGGAUUAGGCAGCAAGCACAAGCUGAGCUUGAUAAAGCUCAAAUACUGAAAGAUCAGGCCACAAAACACAUAAACUCCACAAUUCUUCAGAUCACAUGCCAAGCCUGUAAAAACCAUUUUCAAAUAAGUGAUGAGAACUCUCUAGCCAUGAGUUACAUGUCUUCUGUUGUGACAGAAGGAGAAGGUGAAAAUGAUAACAGGCAGCAAGGGAAGAUCCCCUCAAUCUAGAGUUCAGUGUUAUUAUAAUAAUUAACACUUGUAUUGACUUUCUCUCUCUAGUCCUUCGUCAGGUUCAUUGAAUUAAUUUGAUUUCUUUUUUGGUUUGUUGGGGUUGCUUCAUCUUUGUAAUUCUCUUUGGUUUUUCUGUCAAGUCAUGAUGAAAUUAAUUUAAUUAAGAUUUUUUUUCCUGAUACA